Molecule: messenger RNA, 954 nt
Organism: Colletotrichum truncatum
Lineage: Eukaryota; Fungi; Ascomycota; Sordariomycetes; Glomerellales; Glomerellaceae
Product: nmra-like family protein
Source: RefSeq, a predicted model, not a curated record
AUGGCUGUCAUUGCAGUUGCGGGCGGGACUGGAAACGUCGGCAAGACUCUUGUUGAGGCUAUUGUUGCUACCGGCAAGCAUGAUGUUAAGAUUCUAGCGAGAAAGGCAAAUCCUGAGUUGGAAAAGCAGGUUGGAGCUUCAAUCUUAGUUCUCGACUAUGCCAAUGUCGAAGCCACUACCAAAAUUCUGGAGGAUAACAAUGUGCACACUGUCAUCUCGGCAAUUAACAUGAUGCCCCCUCCGGGCCAAGUCCCCCAGGAAAUCGAGCUUAUCCGUGCCGCCGAUGCGUCAAAGACAACUAAAAGAAUCAUUACCAGCGGUUGGGGUGUUCCUCAUCAUGAAGGGCAAAUUAACGAUCUGGGCUCGGUUCCCCACAAGCUUAAGGCACAGGCCUUUCUAAAGAACGAGACCAAGGACCUUGAGUACGCUGUCGUACACAAUGGCUUCUUCCUGGACUACUGGGGACUGCAGGCUGAGAAGUCUCACAUGAGCCCUUUCACUCUCUUCAUCGAUAUCCCUAACAACGCGGCGGCCAUCCCUGGAUCCGGAAACGUCCCUGCAGCAUUUACUCAUACAACAGACGUUGCCAAGUUCGUGGCAGCUGCACUUGAUCUGAAGAAGUGGGAUACCGAUUUGUACAUUGUUGGAGACAAAGUGACUUUCAAUGAAUUCCUUCAGUAUGCGGAAAAAGCCAAGGGUACCAAGUUCAAUGUCGCCUAUGACAGCGUGGAGAAACUGAAGGCCCGCCAACCCACGGAACUUCCUGGACAAAUUCCGGCGUACCCGUUCUUGCCAAAGGAAAUUUACCAGGGCAUAGCCUCAACAUUUGGCCUGUGGUUUGAGGGAGGGGCCUUUGAUAUACCUCCCGCUGGUACGAAGACUUUGAAUGAGGUUUUCCCUGAGAUCAAGACUUGGAAGGUGGAAGACAUUUUGAAUAAAGCCUGGAAGGCUUAA